Microthlaspi erraticum is the source of this 1344-nucleotide messenger RNA. The record is from the annotation of a GenBank genome assembly. Lineage: Eukaryota; Viridiplantae; Streptophyta; Magnoliopsida; Brassicales; Brassicaceae.
AUGUCGGGAAGUGAUGAGAGUGAAGAUAAAGAGAUAAGAUCGACGGUUUCGAGCUGCGAGUCUUAUUUCGAAAAAGUCCAAUCGAGAAAGAAUCUUCCCAAAUCUCUUCAAGAAACCCUAAACUCUGCCUUCGCCGGAAUCCCCGUCUCCUCCUUCCCUCAAGUCCCCGGCGGCAGAGUGAUUGAGAUUCCGGCGGAAACACCUGUGUCAGAGGCAGUAAAGAUUCUAUCAGACAGCAAGAUUCUCUCAGCUCCUGUAAUAAACACAGACCACGAGACUUCUCCAGAUUGGAGAGACAGAUAUUUAGGAAUCAUCGAUUACUCUUCAAUCAUCCUCUGGGUGCUAGAGAGCGCAGAGCUCGCAGCAAUCGCGUUAUCCGCCACGUCAGCAACAGCUGCUGGUGUCUCUGCAGGAGCCGUUGGAGCUCUCGGCGUCGCAGCGCUAGGCGUAACCGGUCCUGUAGCUGUAGCCGGGAUCGCCGCGGCUGCGGUUGGCGCCGCCGUCGCCGGCGGCGUUGCCGCUGAUCGUGGGAUCGGGAAAGAUGCUCCGACCGCUGCUGAUAGUUUGGGGAAAGACUUCUAUCAAGUCAUUCUUCAAGAAGAGCCUUUCAAAUCAACCACUGUGAGAACGAUACUGAAGUCGUUUAGAUACGCUCCGUUUCUUCCGGUAUCAACAGAGAGUUCGAUGUUGAGUGUAUUGUUGCUGCUAUCGAAAUACCGGUUGAGAAAUGUACCGGUGAUUAAACCGGGAGAACCGGAUAUCAAGAACUACAUUACUCAGUCUGCGGUUGUUCAUGGACUUGAAGGCUGCGAAGGAAGAGAUUGGUUCGAUCACAUCUCCGCUCUACCGAUUUCCGAUCUCGGCGUUCCUUUCAUGUCGCCGGACGAGGUGAUUAGCAUUGAUAGCGAAGAGCUAAUUCUUGAAGCGUUUAAGAGGAUGAGAGACAACAACAUUGGUGGGCUUCCUGUAGUGGAAGGGCCAAAGAAGAAGAUUGUUGGGAACAUAAGCAUGAGAGACAUAAGAUAUUUGCUUCUACAGCCUGAAGUCUUCUCAAAUUUCAGGCAACUUACGGUGAGGAGUUUCGCGACGAAGAUUGCUACCGGAGGAGAGGAGUACGGGUUAGCGAUUCCGGCGAUAACGUGUAAGCCUGAUUCAACGUUAGGGAGUGUUAUCAACAGUUUGGCUUCGAGAUCGGUGCAUAGGGUUUAUGUAGGAGCUGGAGAUGAGAACGAGCUUUAUGGGGUUAUUACAUUGAGGGAUGUGAUCUCUUGCUUCGUGUCUGAACCUCCAAACUACUUUGAGAACUGUCUUGGCUUCUCGGUUAAAGAAAUGCUUAACCGAUGA